Molecule: messenger RNA, 1629 nt
Organism: Anopheles cruzii
Lineage: Eukaryota; Metazoa; Arthropoda; Insecta; Diptera; Culicidae
Product: transcriptional repressor protein YY1-like
Exons: 1
Coding region: 195-1622 (475 amino acids)
Biological process (GO): regulation of transcription by RNA polymerase II
Cellular component (GO): PcG protein complex; transcription regulator complex
Molecular function (GO): RNA polymerase II cis-regulatory region sequence-specific DNA binding; DNA-binding transcription factor activity, RNA polymerase II-specific
Source: RefSeq, a predicted model, not a curated record
UGAAAAGGGUAAGCGUUGCUUCGAAGCGCCGCAGCACUAGGCAGCGACUUGAUCCUAUACGAUACGAUUCGCCUGCAGCACCCCGGGAGGCGGACGCGGCGGCGGAAGAGACCUUCGAAGGACGUGGAAGCUGGAGUUACGAAGACAAGCGACCGAGACCGUUGUUCCGUGCCGGCAACGACGAGGCGAUCGGGAUGUCCUCGCAUCAGGAUAUAAUGUGUGAGGUGGAGAUACCGGACGCAGGAAUGGUCGAGGUCGUCGAUAGCAGCGGGUUCGGGGCUAGCAUCGACUACGAUCAGUACGAGGUGGGCGUCGGGGAUGGCCACUACGAGGAGGUGACCUGUGAAACGGAGAGCUCGCUGAUGCACCAUCGGAUGCACCCGGACGACGACGAGGAGGAGAUGAUGCACCACGAGGCGGACAUGCAGACGCACGAAGAGGUGCUCGACUCGUCCGGUGAUCCGAUGUGUGUGUACAGUGACAUCAACCUGGAGAACGAGAUCUACAUCGAGUCGACGCCGGGACCAUCGUCGCGGAAGCGGAAAUCCCUCAAACAACCGCGAAGCACGUUCGGUAUGGGCAACCGGAUUCGGGUGAACGAUGGCAACAACCAUAGCAACCACCACAGUCGGCACAGUCUCCACCAAGGCCUGACCGCGGUCGAGCAGCUGGAAGUGAGUACGAAGCGGCGCCGCUGGGAGCAGAAACAGGUGCAGAUCAAGACGAUGGAAGGCGAGUUUAGCGUGACGAUGUGGGCCUCCGGCACGGACGAUGACGAUGGCUCGAACCCGGAACCGGACCCAGACUACACCGAGUACAUGACGGGCGGGACGGGCAAAAAGUCCGACUGCAUACCGGGGAUCGAUCUGUCCGACGCGAAGCAACUGUCCGAAUUUGCCCGCCCGGCGCACAAAACGAAAAGCUCGAGCGGCGGAAAGAUGCUGUCCUCUCCGUCGGCCGGACUCAACGUGAGCAACCUGUCGGGAUCAGACUUGGCGCUGGGCGCUGUGGGCGAUGCCAGGAGCACCAGUGGCAACUCGUCGUCGGAUCUAACCGAACGCAACAUUGCCUGUCCGCACAAAGGGUGCAACAAAAUGUUCCGCGACAAUUCGGCCAUGCGCAAGCACCUGCACACGCACGGGCCGCGCGUGCACGUGUGCGCCGAGUGUGGCAAAUCGUUCGUGGAAAGCUCGAAACUGAAGCGCCACCAGCUGGUGCAUACGGGCGAGAAACCAUUCCAGUGCACGUUCGAGGGCUGCGGGAAGCGGUUUUCGCUCGACUUCAACCUGCGGACGCACGUCCGGAUACACACCGGCGAUCGGCCGUACGUGUGCCCGUUCGAUGGGUGCAACAAAAAGUUUGCCCAAUCGACCAACCUCAAAUCUCACAUCCUCACGCACGCGAAAGCGAAGCGCAACAAUGGCGGCGGUGGCGGCAGCAGUCGGAACAGCAGCAGUAACAGCAACAGCAACAACAGCCACCUGCACCAUCAGCAGCAGCAGCAGCAAGCGGCAGCGGCGUCCUCGCCGCACCACCCGCUGCUGGGGCCACCGUCGUACGUGAAGAUGGAAGCGGUGGAGAUCGAGAACGAUGCCAAUCAGUACAUCAUCUACACGGAUUAAGGGACAG